Messenger RNA from Fusarium vanettenii 77-13-4, 1512 nucleotides. RefSeq lists its product as uncharacterized. Gene Ontology annotation, biological process: carotene catabolic process. Gene Ontology annotation, molecular function: carotenoid dioxygenase activity. Lineage: Eukaryota; Fungi; Ascomycota; Sordariomycetes; Hypocreales; Nectriaceae. The record is from RefSeq and is a predicted model, not a curated record. The transcript has a single exon. The coding region runs from base 1 to 1512 and encodes 503 amino acids.
AUGAGCAAGUGGAACGAGGACCACCUGCGGUUCGAGGCUGACGCCUACGAGCUCGAGGUCAUCGGAGAGAUCCCCAGCACCAUCCACGGGGCUUUCUACCGCGUGCAACCAGACCACGCGUUCCCACCCAUCUUUGCCGAAACUGAGAUCCCUCUCAACGGCGACGGAAAUGUCAGCUCCUUCUACAUCAAGGAUGGCCACGUCGACUUCAAGCAGCGCUACGUGCGCACGCCCAAGCUCAUCGCCGAGCGCGAUGCCAGGCGGGCCCUCUUUGGCAGGUACCGCAACAAGUUCACGGAUGACCCGCGCGUCCAGAACGUCCUCAAGGGUACCACGGCCAAUACUCAUGUUGUCUUUCAUGACAACAAGCUCAUGGCGCUCAAGGAGGAUGCCCGGCCCAUGGAGCUUGACCCCAUCACCCUCGAGACCCUCGGCUAUGUCGACUACAAUGGCACGCUCAGCUGCCCAACGCACACUGCCCACCCCAAGGCGGACUCCACCACGGGGGAGCUGGUCUGCUAUGGGUAUGAGGCUGCCGGAGAGGCGUCCCCGGAUAUCUGCUCCUUUACCGUCGACAAGGACGGCAAGCUCUCAGAAGAAGUGUGGUUCAAGGCGCCAUGGCCCUGCAUGAUCCACGACUUCUGGGCCACCGACAACUGGGUCGUGUUCCCCAUCAACGGCCUCAAGGCCAGCCUGGAGCAGAUGAAGAGCGGCGGUGACCACUUCUACUGGGACGAGAACCUCGACUACCAGCUUCUGGGUGUCAUCCCUCGGCGAGGCGCCAAGCCCGAGGACGCCAAGUGGUUCAAGACACCCCAGGGCUGCUACUCGCACACCAUCAACGCCUACGAGGAGGAUGGCAAGCUGGUCCUGGAUGCCAACGUCUGGACCGACCUGCACUUCCCCUUCUUCCCAAACACCAAGGGCGAGAGGUUCUUCACCGACCCCAGAAAGGUCAAGGCGCCCAUCGUUCGCUACCGGUUCGACCCCAACGCCAGCACUGACAAGAUGAUCCACCCCGAGGGUGUCCUCGUCGACGGCGUCAACGAGUUUGGCCGCAUCGACGACCGCCUCUUGGGUAAGAAGUACUCGCGCGUCUGGAUCUUGAAGGUCGACCCUACCCAUCAAGUCAAGAUCAACGACCACGAGACUGCCAAAGGCAACGUCGGCUUCAACACUCUGGUGUGCUACAACUUUGAGACGGGCGAGCUGCAGUCGUACCGCCACGGGGACGAUUCCACCUUCCAGGAGCCCGUCUUUGUGCCGAGGUACGAGGGAGCUGACCCCGAAGACGGCUACAUCCUCGUCGUGGCCGACCGAUAUCGUGAAGGCCGCAACGUGGUGCUGCUAUUUGAGGCCUUGGACAUCACCAAGGGGCCCCUGGCCGAGAUCAAGCUGCCUUUCAAGCUGAUGGACGGCCUCCAUGGUAGCUGGGUGGAUGGCAAGGAGGUCGACGCCGCCAGGGAGGCGAGAGAGGCACGGAGAGCGAAUGGAGUUGCAAACGGGCAUUAG